GUUAUAUUAUAUUAUAUAUUACAUAUAUAUUUUAUACAUUGUGUGAUAAAAGUGUGUGGAGGUAUAUUUGCUGCUGAAUACUUCCAGUGGAGCAGACAGUAUGAUUAUAACGACAGCUGACGUAUAUAUAUUUCCUUUACACAUGUCUAUAGAAACAGGGGACAUUAGAUAAGUUGCUGCUCUUUUAUUUUUGCAAUAUCCAUUUCAUUUAUUUUUGGCUAUAAAAUUGCUGCAUAUCACAAUAUGUAAACAAAGGAAAGAAUAAAAUUUUACAUUGGAGGGCAGGAUAUUGAAGACCCCUCUUGUUUUUAUUAUAACUGAAACACGAAAACUCACGGCAAAAAUGAUUAUUAUAAAAAUUAUUCAAAACCCAAGCCCUAAUUAAAAGAGAGAAACAAAUUGGAAAAUCACUGCUUUACACCGGACCGGAUUCACUGAACUAAUUGGGAUUAUUUUUUACCGAGAAUUAAAUAUUUCGACAAAGUGAAUUUUUAUUUUAUUUCAAUUUCAUGUUUUUCCCCUAAGCUUAUAUAUUAUUGUAUAUGCAUAACAUGUGGAGAGCAUACGCCACUGAAGGAAAUACCGGUGUAUGUUAUUGUUGACAUUGUAAAUUUCACAGUAAAGACUUUUUGCAGUCUGCUAGAUGGACGAUGUCUAUCAAGUAAUUUGUUAUAAAACUUAUCCGCUGUGUAUUAAAGUAAUUUACACACAUACAUACACGCAUGCAUACUUGUAAAUAUAUAUGGAACAAACAAACGUGAUGUUGAAAAGACGAAGGCAUUAACCGAACGCAUUAGUUUUUUUUUUUUUUAAUGUCUAUUUUAUGAAAUGCUCCCAAUUUUACCUCUAAAUUAUUUAUGAGGAAAAAAUCAAUGAAACUAUCAUCUUAUUUGAUAUCAUUUCCAUCUAAAGAUUUCUCUCUCACCGGUUCUGCCCAUUGUAUAAUACACUGUAUCCUUGAAAAACAAUAUUAUAUUGUUAAAGUGGUGUGUUCACUGUAUUAAUUUCAAAAUCCAAUCCUUCAACGAAGUGGUUUGUUUUUAAUAUUGAUGUUUUUUUGUACAGAGGAUAUCAUUUAGGUCUUCAAGAAAUGUUACUUAAUAUGAAUUCUUGCCAGAACUUUCUGGCUGUAAUAUUCUUUUUAUGCAUCCUUCAAGCCGUGUCUACCAAUCAGUUUAUCAGUGUUGUUUUGGUUGGUGCUACCGGAGAUCUAGCUAAGAAAUACCUAUGGCAUAGCAUGUUUGAAACCUAUAGAAACGGAAUCGAAAAUAAAGGUCCCUAUUUUCUGUUCUUUGGGGGUGCGAGAGCAAAUAGAACUUUUGGCGAAGACACUCUCAUGAAAAUAAUUGACCGUUCUGUUACUUGUUACAAUAUGCAAUGUGAAAGUCAUAAGAGACGAUUUAUAACAGUUGUUAGGUAUGUCCAGCUGAAAGUCGAAGAAGAUUAUGAAAAUUUAGCCCAUCAAAUGGCCCUUGACGAAGAAAGUCAUUCCCCAGAUAAUCCCAUUGCUGGUCGUAUUUUUUAUUUAUCAACUCCGCCAGCCACAUAUGUGAAAACAGCUCAGCUUUUGCACAAACACUGUCGAUCACAUGUGGCUAACAGUUGGAUACGAUUAGUUCUGGAGAAACCCUUUGGCAACGAUCGUAAAACUUCAGAAGCCUUAGCCUCGUCUCUUGAACAGUGGUACUCAGAGGAAGAAAUCUACAGGGUUGACCAUUACUUGCAGAAGCCUGUUGUUAAACAAAUUCUACCAUUCAGGAUUAAAAACCAAAAUUGGUUGGAACCUCUAUUGAACAGACAUCAUGUAGAAAGGGUGGAAAUUGUCAGCAAAGAAUACAUUGGUGUCAAAGGAAGAACGAAGUUUUACAAUAACGUAGGUGUACUUCGUGAUAUGAUGCAAAAUCACCUCACAGAGUUACUUACACUUGUUUCAAUGGAACUUCCUGCUGAUGGAAAUGUAGACAGCAUUGAUGAAAUAAAAGAAAAGAAAAUUGCUCUCCUUGAACAAGUACAACCAAUGAAAGUCAAGUCUCUUCUUUUCGGUCAGUAUAAAGACUAUAUGCAAGAAGCAGAGAAAGAAAGUAUCAAUAAAUCUUCAUCAGCCAAGACACCAACAUUUGCAGCUGCCUUGCUUCACAUAGAAUCUGCACGAUGGAAGGAUGUCCCAUUUGUCCUUGUGGCUGGUAAACAAAUGGAUGAAAGGACCACUUAUGUUAGAAUUAUUUUCAAAAAUAAUGUAUUCAAAAUUCCACCAACUACUGAUAGUGAGAGGAUUCAACAAAUCAUUUUUCAUAUCAACUAUGGUGUUAUGAAAGAGCCCUGCAUUAUUGUACCAUGGUCUCUUCACAAAGCUCUCUGGCCUAAGGAUGUUGUACCUAAAAUGUGGUCCCAGCCUCCUGCUUAUGGUUCUGAGAUGUCUACCUACCAAACUGGUGUUCCUGGUCAAACUACCGAUGCUUAUAUACAAGUGGUUCAAGAUAUAGUAAACGGUAAACAAGCUCACUUUGUUGGAACCCGUCAAUUAAUGAGUAUGUGGGAUAUUUGGCAAACUAGUCUUAAUGUAUUGGCAAAACGUCCCAAACUUUACACACGAAACAAUACUUUGGAUUUUACAAUUAUCAAUAAACAAUUAGCAUUCGUUGAGAGUGAACAUUCACAGCAAGAAUAUGUGAAGCCAACUUCAGACAAACCAGUAUUUGCUCAAUUACCAAAACACUUUCUUGGUGGAAACCUCUAUGUGAACUCAACUGGUGCAUUGGCCAUGCAAUUAACUUCAUCUAUUAUUGAAAUCUCAAUGAAAUUGAUUAAAGAGAAGAAGCCAUUCCACAUUGGAUUUUCUGGUGGUAAAACACCAGCUUUGCUUUUCCGUAAAUUAAGAGAAAUUUACCCCCUCCACUUGUGGGUUAACACUCACAUCUGGUUGGUUGAUGAGCGAUGUCAGCCUUUAAACAGUCACAGAUCUAAUUUCAAUUUAUUGUUUACUGAACUUCUACAACAUAUUAACAUUCCCUAUGUCAACCUUCACCCAAUGCCAGUAUCAAUAGCUGGCUCUCUCUGCACUGAUAAAGAUGAAGGGGAUAUUCUUUAUGAGAGACAGCUAUCUAAUGCUGUAAUCAAUGGGCUGGACUAUGUUGUACUUGGGCUGGGAAAAGAUGGUCAUGUAGCUUCUUUAUUUCCACAUGAUAAAUCCUUAACCUUAACAACCCCAAGGAAAGUGAUUCUGACUAAUGCCGCCAACAGAGGGGAUAAACGAAUGUCACUUACUGUUGACUUUCUUAAUAUGUCUAAAAAUAUUGCUCUUUUUGUAACUGGUAAAGAAAAACAUAAAAUCUUAAACAGCAUUAGUUCAGAAAGUGACAGACUUAAAUAUCCUGUUCAAAAUAUUCAGCCAAAUGCUGGACAUCUUACUUGGUUUGUAGAUUCAGCUGCAUGGCUUGGAGUGUGAUCAGAUGAGAGCAGGAAAAAUAAAGUUCUUUUUGUUUCAAUUAAUUAAUAAGCAAUACUGUAGGAACUUAUUCGAUUUAAUUGUUCCCAAUGGCAUAUACAUAUAUAUAUAAAUACACACACCCAACUAUACAUACAUAUAUAUGUACAUGUAUAUAUAUAUAUAUAUAUAUAUAUAUGUGCAUACAAAUGUCUGUCAUCACUUAGAAGCACAGCAUUCACAUUCCAAAUUUUAAAGGCAUCUAACUACAACCACGAAUUAUAUUGGACUAUUUAUUGUUAUUUUGCUCUCUAUACAUCUAGUCCCAAUGUUCUUUAUAUACUCUACAAAAAGUAUUUAGAAUUUUGGAUUGCACACUACUAUAGAAUACAACAGAUGAUUAUAACAUUUCAAUUUAUUCAGGACGCAGUUUCAUUUUUCUAGUUUAAUUAGUUUAGUGAUAGUAAAUCAGUCAUCUAAUUAUUGUCUUAGCUACUACACUGAAAUUAGUUCACAUUUUAGUAAGACUCCACUGUGGGUGAUAUAAUGAAAUAUAUAGUGUUGCACACCUCAUCAUUCACUUGCCUCUUAAAUUUUCCUUCCACCAAAGCAACCCAUUUGGGUAACUUUGUUCACAUUUAUUUAGCCAUGUAAAACACACACACAUGCAAGGUGGAGAAAAUAGUAAUCAAGUACCAAAAAUGAAGUAAAACAGUGUUUUAUCGAAGCUGAAAAGACUUCACAAAAUGUGACUCAGAGUUUCACAAAACCGAUCAUCAGAAAGUCAUGAGUAUUUAGGGCAAUGGUAUGGUUUGUAUGUAUUUAAUAAAUUACUCUCUCUCUCCCUAUAUAUAUAUAUAUAUAUAUAUAUAUAUAUAUAUAUAUAUAGUAUUCCUCUCUCCCUAUAUAUAUAUAUAUAUAUAUAUAUAGUAUUCCUCUCUCUGUCUCUCUCUCUCUUUAAAACAAGUACUGAUAUAUUAGUUAAUAGAGUGGAUAUAUUAUUUUAUAUAAUGUUAUAAAUUUUGUUUCAUUGCAGCCAAUUCAUGUUACUGAAUUCGUGUUACUAACAUGAGUUGACUAAAUUUGUAAUAUUGUAUAGAUAACACUUGCACACACAUGUGUGUGUGUACUUUCACACAAUUGACUUAUUUCUGCCAACAUGUUUUUAAGGUGCUAACUAACAUAGAUGUUUCAAUUAAACAUUUAUUAAAUGGUUUCUGCUCAGUUUUGUUCUGAACUCAUCCACAUUAAUCUAUAAUUAAGAUAGUCUCUAAGGAGUCCAGUUGACAGAGUGUGUUUAUGUAUUAGUGGAGUUAAAAAAGAUACACACACUGUUUCUAGUUGUAAUCUAUAAUAUUUUAUUUUUUAUUUUUAUCAAUUAUAAUUGUUUGUAAGAGUAGUGGGUUGGUAGAAUUGUUAGAGCAUUGGACAAAAUACCUUCUGGUAUUCAGUUAUGGAUCUUUACAUUUCCUGUUCAAAUCCAACCAAGGUUAACUUGCCCUUCAUUCUUCCAAGGUCAAUAAAAUAAUGCACCAACUAGAAAUAGCAGUGAGCUCUAUCCCUUCAAAACUGCAGAUUAGAAACAAUAACACUGGUUUACAAAAAUUUUUUUUUUGCUCUGAAGCAAGGAUGUGAAUAGUUGUUUUUUACUAAUUUUUGAUAUGCUGAAUUCAAUUUUCUGAACAAUUUUGCUCUAUCACCUCUAGGGUUUUUGCUUUUACAUAUCCCAUUUUAAUUAUAAAUGGUAUAAAUUCAAAAUAUAGGGUUUAUUUCAUCUGUUACAAGGCAUAUUACAGAAGGAAAAAAAAACAGCAUAGAUACAGAACACUGAUGGAACUAAAUUACUUGGAUAAUAGAAUAUACACAAAUCAUAGUACAGCAGACAGAAGUGAGUUUUUUGGGAUGAUCUUGUGUACUUUGCCUCUGGGAUGUCACUCAAGAGCAUCUGGCAAAAGUUCCCCAUCAUGCUAGAGUUCCACUUGUCUUUGUAAUUGCUCUCCAUCUUAGUAAUAUCUUGGUGGAACCUUUCUCCAUGUUUAUCACUCACUGCUCCAAGCUUUGGAGGGAAGAAGUUGAGGUGAGAGUGGAGAAAGUGAAUAUUGAGUGACAUUCAGCUUCCCAUAUUCUCAUAAAACUGUAACAACUUCUCGAUACAAUUUUGGUAAUCUAGUACCCAUGUGUUACCAAGAGAGCCAUGGCAGACUGAUUUAAAUGCUUCCCAUGCUCUCAGUUCCUUUAAGGUAAGAAGCUCCUCAAAGUCCUUAUCCUUCAGCACCUCUCAGAUCUGAAGUCUGAUAAAGAUGCUCUCCUUGAGCUUAGUAGAACUCAGAGCUGGGAACAGAGUGCACAAGUGUUGGAAGGCAGCACCAUUUUUGUCCAUGGCCUUCUCAAAAUUCUUCAUUAAACCAAGUUUGAUAUGAAGAGGAAGAAAAAGCACCUUGUGCAUGUCCACCAGAGGAUUUUCUUGGACACUAUUCAUAAGGCAUGAAAGUGCUCCUAGAUCCCCAGAGACAGAGAAAGCAACAGUACUCUGUGAAGCCAGCUUGCAUACCUAUAAGGAGUUCAAUGACCUUGAGGUCCCAACAGAGACUCUACUGGUAAUGGUUGUACAUGACAGCUUCUAAAAGGAGCUCCAUAUUGUCUUACGACUCCUUCAGAUGGGCUGAGUAGGCAAUGGGAAUGCUGUGGUAUUUAUUCCCAAUUGUGCAGGAGCACAGAUUCAGACUUCGCUUGGAAGAGUCUAUGAAAAAACACUAGUCUGAGGGAUUGUGUGGAAAACCAAGGAAGGUGAACAAGCCAGAGACAGUUGUGCAGUAGAACAACCUGUUUUCCAUGUUGAAGAAUGAAGCAAAGUCUUGGUUCCAUGUCCUGAAACUGGUGAUCCUUACGUCAGCCUUCACCAGGUUCCACUGCUUAAGCUCGGAUGCCAGGAGCUCUGACUGCUGCUUAGAUAGAUACAAAUCACGGGGAAGAUCAUUCAGAUCUUCCUGCGUGAUCCAGUGGGGCUCAAUGCCACUUGCUCCUGAAUAAACAGAGAUAUUGUCUUCAGAAGAGAUCAACUUGGCAGAAUCUCCCCCUGAAGGCAUUUCUUCAUCUGAUAAAGGAAGAAGAUCCUUAUUUGCUGGGAGUGUAGGGAAAGGGAAAUCAUCUGCGUGGGGAACAGGUGUCAUAGCUGAAGGAAGGUUGGGAUAUUUGAUCUUUUUUCUAGAAGAAGCAUUAUAAACUUGUUAUAUUUGUUAGACAAAAAUAACAAUCAUCUGCAUGGCUUUGUGGCUCUCUCCAGACCAUCAGGACAGCAAAGUUGAAGGCUGUGCAACUGUCAUGAAAUCUCCAUACAUGUAGCAGAAUGAAUUUGACUUGUUGAUGCAUCCUCAGUGUUUUGAAGUGCCUGAAGCCAUUGUAGAGAUAUGUAUCAAUAAGUAUCACAAAAAUCUAGAAAACAAAAUAAAAAUUGGUCAUAUAUAUGGUCAUGUGAAUUGUUGAAACAUCAUAAUUUAUAUCUUAAAAACUAGAGGUGAUGAGUGAAAACUGAUUUUGUAUCUGAAAUCAGCACCCUAAAAUCAGGCUAGAACAACUAUUUUUAUGUUUGCUUCAAUUUCUCUGUAAACCAGUGUAAUUACAGCUGUCUCUAUUUUUUUUUUUCUUUUUACAGGCAGGUCUGUGCCAUUUCAUUUUAAAAUUUGAUAGUCUUUCUUUUUCCUCUUUCUUCAAAAGCAUCAUCUUUUCUUUGUAGUGUUUAUUAUUCUGAUAGCAUUGGAGUGGUAGAUUGGCAGGAUUGUUGAGGCUUCAGACGAGUUGUCCUGAAGUGUUUCUUCCAGCUCUAAAUGCUCUGAAUUUCAAAUCCCUCCAAGGUCAACUUUGCCUCUCAUCCUUCUAAGGUCAGUAAAAUAAAGUUCUAGUCAAGUACUUGAGUUUAUGUAGUCUACCAACCCUCUUCUCACAAACUACUAGCCUUGUGCCUAAAUCGGAAAUCAUUAUUUUUUACAGUAUUAUCAUAUACAUUGAGGUCUUUUACACCUGCCUUUCUCUCUCUCUCUCUUUCUCUCUCUCUCUCUCUCCCUCUCUCUCUCUCUCCCUCUCUCUCUCCCUCUCUCUCUCCCACUCUCUCUCCCUUCCUCCUCCUCCCCUCACAUACUCUCCUGCAACUUACCCAACUAUAUGUCAUCUCUCCUUUCUCUUGUCCUUCCCCCAACUACUCUUCUACUGAUCACCCCAAUUUUUCCACACUUUACCUCCCUCACAUCAUGUACCAUUCAUCAUCCUCCAUCCCUAUCCACCACUUGCUAAAUCUACACUUCAAGCCUACCCAAUCUUUACAGUUGUUGAGUACCCCCCCCCUCACUCAUUCUCCAUCUCUUACUCCUCCGCACACUCUUGUAACUUCCACCAACCCACACUCCUAUUUUGCUGUCCCCACUCACUUCUACUCACCUUGUACCUCGAAGGUUCAACAAGGUGUCUCAUCAUCACUAUUUCUAUCAAUUUCCAUCUCCUCUCAGUCACUCCCACCAUCUCUUUUAAAAUGUGAGUUGCCAUGUAGCUUCUCUACAACUAGAAGCUUGUUCUGCUCUAGCUCCUUCUCUUGUAUUUUAACCAUUCAUCUCCAAGCAUAACACUACCUCUCUCAAGAUUUGAAGCCUUGCAGGCUGCAAUGGAAACCUCACUAAUGCUGGUGCACCCAGUACACAUUGUAAAGUGACUGACAUUAAGAAGGGCAUCAAACCAUAAAAACCAUGCCAAAGCAGACACUGAAGUAUGAUGCAGUUCUUGGAACCAUUGAAUUCUGUCAGACUGUCAAUCUAUGACAGUGUGGAACAUGAACGUUAAAAUGAUGAUGGUGGUGGUGGUGGUGAUGAUGAUGAUCUUUUUAUAUCAAUUUUAUCAAUAUAUCUGAUAAAGUGGUAAUGAUAUCUUCCUAGUUUUUCCUGGGUUUUGCCCCAAACAAGCAAAGACUGACAUCUUUAUUCCAUCUAUUAUAGCAAGUUAAGUAAGGGAAACAAAAAACUUUGUCAAAGUUUAACACUGAAAAUUAAUUUGUCCUCUUAAAUUUGUUAAAAGAUACAUCUUUGCUGAAUGUAUCAAUUAUCAGAUUUUGGGCCCUAGUAUCACUUUUUUUGUUUUGUUUUGUUUUUUUGGGUUUUUUUUCUUUUGCAUCUAUCAGAGAAUAAAGGGCUUUGUUGUAUAAUUGUAUAUUAAUUGUUAAUAUCUUUGAGAAAUAAGACAGUGAGCUGGCAAAAUCAUUAGCACACUAGGCAAAAUGCUUAGUGGCAUUUUAUCCAUCUUUGCAUUCUAAGUUCAAAUUCUAAGUUGAGGCUGACUUUGCCUUUCAUCCUUCCAGGGUUGAUAAAACAAGUACUAGGAGAGCACUGAAGCCUAUGUAAUCAACUUACCCCCACCUCCAAACUUACUGGCCUUGUGCCAAAAUUUGAAACCAAUAUCUUUCAGAAAUAUUUUGCACUAAUGUAAUAAAGAUUUUAAAAGUAAACCUGACAAUUGGUUUUCUACAGUGCUUUACCAAUAGAAAUUUUGAUAUAUUUCACUAUAACAAUGACCUCAAAUAUUUGUACAUGAUUAAGCCAUUUGUUAUUAUAUUUCUGUAGAAUUUAGUGAAAUAUAUUUGUCAUUAUUAAGUUGGUGAUUGGAACUUAAAUGUACAUGAAAUUUUGAUGGAGGGUUUUAGUUUACAUCACUUUAAAACAGGGAGUUUCGUAUCAUAGAACCAGGAGUAGUCUCAGGCAGGCUGAUAUCACAAGGGUUAAUAUACCUUCUUGACCAACCUUACCAAGCAAUAACAGUUAUUCUUUGCUGUUGUACAUAACUAGAAAUACUGCUUAUAUAUAACUAAGUGUACUAACCAACAAGGGAGUCUUAGCAAAGUUACUCAACCUGUUAGAAAUACCAGCUAAUUCUCCUUUAAAUCACACACUGCUAUCUUAAAGAAAGGAGAUCACCAAAAACAAAACCAAAAGGAAAGAAUGAUAAUGUAUUCCUAAAUAAGCGAUGUCUGAAAAUAAUAAGAUGAGGUGGUCAUGGAUAGCUGGGAUUCCUUUGAUUAUAUACUUGCUUUGUAAGAACUUACAAUAAGUACAAAUACUAUUGACCUCUGAGCUUUGUUUCAAACAAAGGCAGAAUCAACAUAAAACUAUGUAAGCAAUAAAUGAAAACAUAAAAAUGAAUAUUGUAGCAACAUUAUAAUGAUUAACCCACAUCAGACUCAGAGCUGGCAGAAUUUUAGUGCAUCAGAUAAAAUCCUUAGCAACAUUUUUUCCAGCUCUUUACUUGCUGAAUUCAAAUUCCUCCAAGGUCAAUUUUGCCUUUCAUCCUUUCAUCCAAUUUUGCGUUCAUCAUCAUCAUCAUCAUUAACGUCUGCUCUCUAUGCUGGCAUGUGUUGGAUAGUUUGACAUGGAGCUGGCUAGCUGUCCAGACUCUAGCUGUCUGUCGUGUGCUGGGUGCUUUUUACAGGCCACUGGCAUGGGUGCAUCUAUGCAGCAGCAGCACAGGUGUGUUAACACAGCACCGGCACCUGAAAGGACAAAAUACCAGUUGAACACUGGAGUUAAUGUAAUCAACUUACCCUCUCCCCUAAAGUUGCUGGCCUUGUGCCAAAAUAAAAUAAGUACCAGUUACAUACUGAGAUCAAUGUAAUCAGCUAACCCCUUCCCGAAAAUUUCAGAUCUUCUGCUAAAAUAAGCAAGGAUUAUUAUCAUUAUUAUUAUUAUUAUCAUCAUUAUUAUCAUUAUUAUUAUUAAGGUAGUAAGCUGGCAGAAUUGUUAAUGCAUUGGGCAAAAUGCUUAGUGACAUUUCUUUCAGUUAUUUACGUUCUGAGUUCAAAUCCCACUGAGAUCAACUUUGCCGUUCAUCCUUUCAGAGGUCAAUGAAAUAAAGUAACACCCUCCCCUCAAAAUUGUUGAACUUGUGCCUAAAUUAGAAGCCAUUAAUUAGUUAUUAGCCACAUCAAACUCAUUAUUUUUAGUAUUACCUAUUUGUCACAAAAUAUCAGUCUCGGAAUGAUAUAAAAAAGAGAAAGGAGACAGUGUCCUCAGUCCCUUUUUCAGGAUCCCCAAGACAGGUAGGUGGAAGGGAUCAGGUCUCUACCCUCAGAGUAGGGACUUAGUCUUACUUGCUUGCAACAGAUGGUACUUAACUAAAGGUUUCUGAGGUCCAAAUGGUGAUGUUAAACCAGGUUAUAUGUUAAAUCUAUCAUCUUAGAAUCAGAACAGAUCUUUUCACAGACUUCCACGACUUUCACACAGCUUCAGUCUUCCAAAUUUUACUUACAAGGCUGUGAUUGAGGCUAGAGUAGAAGACAACUGUCUAAGGUACCCUGCAGUGUUAGGGAAACCCUAAAGCCACAUAGUUGCUGUGCAAAUUUGUUAAUCACACAAUCAUACAUAAGACCAUAGAUACACCCUUAACAGACUAAACUCCUGAUGAGAUUAAUUAUAAUGUCUUAAUAAGAUUUCUUCUAUGACUCAUCUAAAGAACAUUACUCUUUUCCUGCAGGAAUUAGGGGUCAAGAAGACAAAGAUUUGGAGUUCAGGGACCAAAACCCAAAAAUUUUAUUAAGCUACCAUCUCUCUUUUUCUUUCUCUCUCUUUCUCGCUUUCCCUUUUUUUCUUUUCCUAUUAACCAUUCCGGUUGUGUUUUAUAAAUUUAUAAAAUAACUUUUACUGUACAAACUGUUGGAAUAUAACUUUAACCCUUUAGCACUUAAACCUAUUCUACCUGUUUUAUGUUCAAACUGGCCAGAUCUAUCCCCUCACACCUACCCUACAAUGUCGUUGUAAAAAAAAGACCAGUCACAUUAUCAAAAUCUUAAAGCUACAGAUUAUGCAUGAUUAAUUGAAAACAAUAUGAAUUAAUAAGCAUCACAUUUGAUUGAGUAAUCUGAAUGCUAAAGGGUUAUGAGAAAUAAUUGUACAACUCUUUGUCAAAUAUUUAUGUUUCCAGUGAGUUUUUUUUCUUGUUUUUCAGAUUUUUAAUCUAUGGAUUUUUUUCUUAUGUAAUAUUUUUAUGAUAUAAUUUGAAGUCAUAUUAAAUAUUUUUAUGUUA
This is a messenger RNA of Octopus bimaculoides (California two-spot octopus), 11476 nucleotides long. Its product is annotated as GDH/6PGL endoplasmic bifunctional protein. Gene Ontology annotation, cellular component: endoplasmic reticulum. Lineage: Eukaryota; Metazoa; Mollusca; Cephalopoda; Octopoda; Octopodidae. The record is from RefSeq and is a predicted model, not a curated record. Gene Ontology annotation, molecular function: NADP binding; 6-phosphogluconolactonase activity; glucose-6-phosphate dehydrogenase activity. Gene Ontology annotation, biological process: glucose metabolic process; pentose-phosphate shunt, oxidative branch; pentose-phosphate shunt.